ACUACAACAACAACAACAACCGCAUGUUUGUUUACGAGAAUGUUAGUUCUUAAACCUCUUAGAAAAGUGCAUAAAUUUUGCUCCAACUUGUUUGAUCGUUUACCAGGAUGUACCAAAGAUCCUUGUUUUAGAGCUACUAAUGAGAACAUGUUAUCAGCAGCAACAGAAUCGGCAUUUUGGACAGCCUGUACAUGAAACCCAUCCCCACUUAAUGGGAAUGGAUGAGGUGACACCUGGAAUCACUCGAGCUGAAUACCAACAGCGACGUUUGAGACUGGCCACAAUGGUGCAGGAGGCAAAAACGCAACAGUCCAUCAAGCAUAGCAUUGUACUGAUACCUUCUGCAACGAAAGUGAUAAUGACGAACGAUAUCCCCUACACUUUCAGACAAAAUACUGACUUUUUGUACAUGUCGGGAUUUCAGGAACCAGAUAGCAUGCUAGUGAUACUGAUCUCAGACUGUGACUUUCAAGCGGUACUUUUUGUCCCGAAACAUGAUGCAGAUCGUGAGCUUUGGGAUGGACCAAGAUCAGGGGACAUUAAAGCUCUGCAUUUGACUGGUGUGUCUGAAUCAUACAACUCUGAUGAAUUGGAAAAAUUCCUGUAUAACUACUGUAAGAACCACAAAGAGUAUGCUGUCUGGUAUAAUACGAAUAAGCCAAUAAAAAGUCAACACAAUGCUCAUUCAAUUGUAGAUGAAUUUCUCAAACAGAAUAAUAAAACAAAGUUCGUGCAGAAUCCGCUGCCAUUAAUUGAACAAAUGAGGCUAAUCAAGUCUACAGCGGAGAUUAAGUUAAUGACUCAAACUACUCAGAUGGCGUCAAAAGCAUUUAUAGAGGUGAUGCGGGCUUCAAAACCAAAUGUCAAUGAAUCUUUCUUGUAUGCAAAGAUGGAUUAUGAGUGCAGGAUUCGGGGUGCUGAAUUUCUUGCUUAUCCGCCAGUUGUUGCUGGUGGUGACAGAGCCAAUGUGAUUCACUACACGAGGAACAACUGCCUGAUCAAUGAUGGAGAGUUGGUGCUCAUGGAUGCAGGCUGUGAAUACCACGGCUAUACCUCGGACAUCACCCGUACUUGGCCAGUCUCAGGAAAGUUCACGAAGGCCCAGCGACUGUUGUACGAGUGUGUGCUGGAGGUCCAGGAAGCGUUACUGGGACUGUGCACGCCUCAGUACAGCCUGGCGGACCUGUACAAGCACAUGUUUGACCUGCUUACCCCCAGACUCCUCCUCAUGAACGUCAUACCCUCUGAGGUGUCGAAAGACGAACACAUGCUCACCAAGCUUUUACGAGAGUUGUGUCCUCAUGACGUUGGUCACUACCUAGGAAUGGAUGUCCAUGACACAGCCUCUAUCAGCAAAAGGAUAAAGUUGCAGCCUGGGAUGGUUGUCACUAUUGAACCAGGUCUGUAUGUGAAGAGCAGUAAUACAGUGGUUCCUGCGCAGUUUCGAGGUAUAGGCAUACGCAUUGAGGACAAUGUUCUCAUCACAGACGGAGGGCCUGUCGUACUGACCAGAGACUGCCCCAAGCAUCCCGAUCACAUAGAAACGUUGAUGGCAUCUUCGUAGUGUGUUGACAUUGUGAUAUAUAAAUAGCUUUAAAAUUUUUAAUUAAAAGAGACUUACCGUGAAGUUGAAGUUUAAUUGUAAUUUUAUGAGAUAAAUAGUAGAAGGAGGGAGUUAACUGAGAUAGUACAUCCGCUACACAUGCGCAUCAGUAUUCAAAGAGUUCUCAAAUCUUUCUUGAACACAGAGUAUAUAAACUGCAUUGAAUCAAAUAUUCCACAUAUUUACCGUGAAGUUAAAGCUGGGUGGGAGGGUGGCAGUUAACUCCCUCCUUCUAUUUAACUCAUAAAAUUACAAUUAAACUUCAACUUUACGGUAAGUCUCGUUUAAUUAAAAUUUUUAUUUUGUUAAUUAGAACAAAUACGGUAGUUAACUGAGACUUCAAAGCUCCAAGAAAGAUAUGAGAACAUUACCUGUUAUGACCCAAGAACAGUCAUUGCAAAGCCAUCUUUGGUCUGAAUAGACUUCUUGUAAAACUUAGCAAAGGUCUCUGCAUUUGACCAUCCUGCAGUUUGUAAAAUUUCUUGAAUUGGAACACACUUCAUAUUUGCUUUGGAUGUGGCCGCAGAACGAACACUGUGAGGUCCAUAAACCUUUACAUCCAUCCCUGAUCUUAUCAUCACAGUUUUUAUCCAUCUGGCGACAGUGUCCCAUGUAACUGCCUGAUGGGGUUUUACAUAACUUAUCAGUAAUUUUGCAUUAUUGUUGUCUCGAAUAUGUCUAGUUCUUGCUAGGUAUUCUUUUAAGGCAAACUAUAUACACAAACGCCUAUCUGGCAGGAAAGCUUUAAAAGAUAAGCUUGAAUAUGUACAACCAGGUCUGCUUUGCUUAAGGAGACCUCCAAUUUGAACAAUGAACUCGGACUUCAUCUUCUGAACAUUUGUAACUAGUAACUUAUGUACAGUAUCAACACGUGCUGCAUUGGUAAGAGCCAUUAACAUUACAAUUUUCAAAUCAAGUCCUUUAAUGAUAUGUUCUUAACUGGACUCAAUGUACGCAAAUAUGACAAAACAACAUUUACAUCCCAAAUAGAUGAAUUCUUGAUUUUGGUGGUCUUAUAUUGAAAACACCCUUCAGAAACCUGACCACCAAUGGGUGAGAACCAGCUGUAUGUGACUCAAACGAGAUUCCCAAGGAGGAUUAACAGCUCCUAGCCACAUUGAUUGAACUGUAACUGUGUCCCUUUUCAUAUAAGUCUGUCAGAUACUCUAUGACAUUGUUUAAAGAAGGAGAAAUUUCACUGAUUUGCCAUUUCUUACAGAAAGAUAACCAUUUUGAUAUGUAUUAUUUGUAUUCGUUUUUGGUUGAUUGACGCCAAGAAGCUGGUAGCUUUUGGUGAAAGUCCUCGGUUUCUGAAUGAAUUCCCGAUACAAGACAGGCAACCAUAGCCAUCUUUCUCCACAGUGGAUGUUCUAGACCUGUGUGUGGCAUUGUUAUAACAGUUUCUGCUUUCGGCAGAAUGCGUGGUUGGUCCACAAGAAUGCUCAAUAGUCCUGGGAACCACGUCUCUGUCGGUUACAAUGGCACAAUUAUGACUGCCCGUGCGUUGUCCCUCUGGAUCUUUCCAAUGCAGCGACUGAUCAGACUGAAAGGGGGAAAAAUGUAACAUUUUGAAAAUUCACCCCAAUCAAAAGAAAACGCAUCAACAUAUUGUGCAUUGGGAUCAGGCUUAAAUGAACAAUACUUGUCCAACUUGUGAUUUAAUCUUGAUGCAAUCAAAUGUAUUGUAGGUUUACCCCACACUGUGCAAAUGUUCUGAAAAACUUGAUUACUCAAUUCCCAUUAUAAUUAAAUUCUCGUGACGGCCUAUCAGCUUUAUUCGAUUUCCCUGGUAUAUGUGCUAUGGAUAACCAUAUUCCGUGAAGGAUACAAAAAUUCCAUAUAUCUUUUGCAACAAUAUCGCAUGCAAAGGACUUGCAUCCACCAAUAUUUGUUACGUAACACACUGCAGUUGAUGAAUCGGACAGUAUUUUAACAUGCAAAUGUUGAAUACUGUUUUUCAGCGUCUUGAGAGAAAAACGGAUGGCCCUUAGUUCCAAAACAUUAAUAUGAGAAUUCAAUUCCUCUCUUGACCAUCGACCACCACCUGUUUGAUUAUGAAAACUAUAUCCCCAACCUUGAGUGCUAGAAUCAGUCUGAAUAACAACGUCAGGGUUACCUUUAUCUAUCUUUCUGCAUUCAGACAUAAUAUGCGUUUCCCACCAUUUGAGAUCUAGUUUCAUGCAAGAAUUAUAUGCAUAUUAGCGUCAUAGUCGCCUUUACUUCUUUUUAGUGACUUAUUUUUUUCUCUCUCAAGGUUACGAUAAUGCAACUUCCCAUAUUCAGUGCCAGAAAAAGAGGAAACCAUGAACCAAUCACUUUAGCAACCUCUCAAAUUAAUGUUGAACUCAGUUUUAACAAUUUUGUACAUUCUGCUUUUAUAAAAUCUUUUUUGUCCUCUGGCAAAUACACAAUCAUUCUCUCCGAAUCAAUAACAUGACCCAAAAAGGUUAUAAUUUUUUAAGGUAUCAUUACAGAUUUCUGGUGGUUUAUCAUAAAACCUAGCUUUGUCAUUAAUUCGACAGUAUCUUUUAUGUUAUCUAAGCAUUGCUGUUUUGUUUUCCCUGCAAGCAAACUAUUACCUAUAAACCCAGAUUUCCUGCAUUACGUAGAGUGGCAUACACUGGUUUCAUAAUUUUUGCAAAACACAGAGGUCCGUGUGAAAUUCCAUUCGGACAACCACGAAAUUGAUGUGUUGUUUCUCCAUUGAAACCUCAAAUAUAACUGAUCAGCCAUUAAAAUUGAAUAAUAUGCAUGAUGUAUGUCUAUGGAUGAGAAUCUGAGAAAUAUUGGGGAAAAACAAGCCUUAUUACUCUGGAGUUUUUGUAUUUCUGCAUCAAUCAUCAAAGAUUCCUGAUCAUUAAAUUUCCUAUUUUGCAAAUAAGGUCGACAUGGUUUGAGAUUGUCUACAAAUUCAAUAUGACAAUUUUCUAUUAUAUCCAAUACUUUUUUAUCUGAUGUUAUGUUUUGCCAUUCUAAAACAAAAUUGGCUAAUCGACCAGCUAUUUUUUUUUCACUUCUUUUAAGUUCUGUAUUUGACCCCUCCUCUCCGAGGCAGGUUUUUUGGAUCCUGUCCAUACUUUAAUGGCCCUUGUGAAGGGUAGGCGUAAGCCAAAGGACUCUGUCCAAAUCCUCUCAUUUGCCUGUAGCCUCUAUUCCGGCCUCGUAAUCCAGGUCUACCCCUGUACAUGUAAUUGCCUCGUCCAUACUGUCCAGACAUUUUAAAACCGAUCUUAGCCGAGUCCUCGAUCUCUCUAGCUGUUUUAAAAAUGUCAUCACCAAAAAGCUCCUUUGUAACUGGAAGGGAGUGUGUACACAAAUGAGAAUACUCUCGUUUAAGUUCUGGGUGCAACAUAUCUCGCCUCAUCAUAUUCACCUGGUAGUUUGCAUGCCCCAUGAGAGCCAACACAUCAUUGCAACUGUCAAAAAUUUGUUUUACCCUUUCUGUUUCCGACUUUCCUGUUCAUUGGCCACUAACAUGGUCUUAGUUUUUGUCAAAAAUAUGCCUGCCUUCACUAAAGAUGUUGCAAUUUGUUGCAUUUUCUUGUCAUUGCUCCUAGUCUGUAGAGACAUGACAUCCCACACUAGUUUAGGCCCUAUUCAUUUUGGCAACCAUCAAGCCAUCACAAUUGCCUGGACGUGGGCAAUUCUCAUCCUUUACUGUUUUUUCAUACAGUUCCUCGUGCAUUCCUUUUCUGAAUAAAUCAGUGACGUUAUUUGCCAAAUAUUCGUCAAUGUCGUUACCACAGACAUCAGUUGGUUUAAAUUUCUUUGCCAAACUGGCGAAUUUACUGGACUUUUCACUUUCUUCCGACUCUAAACUUCAUUUACGAGACGGCCCGCCUCGUCAAAAUUGUCAAUUUCUUCGUUGUCAAAAUAAUCACCACUGUCGUACUCGUAACUGCAAUUUUCAGUAGCCUCUAUUCUAUUUAUGAGAGUCGUUUGGGACUGCUGAAUGUUUUUCAAACACUCCAUAAUAAUGUUAUUAUUUAGAUCAUUGUUUGUGUUAGACGUUGUGUUAGACGGUGUGUCCAACACAGUCGAUGUUUUCUUAGCCGGAGCUUUCCCCUUAGAAACUUUUCUCUCCGGUUCUCCGCGCGGUUCUCCACGAGAAAUGCCAUUCAUGGUAUCGUCGGCCAUAUUGGCAACAACCAAUUUUUGCACCACGUGCAAACUAAUUUUGGGGUUUCCGCGGCGCAACUACGUCGUCACCUUCCAAUAAUAUCAAUAAAUGUCUUAUAAAUUAUUAUUUUCAAAAAACACAACGAAUUAUUACAAAUUACGUCGACAAAUUACACGAUUUUAUCAAACCACGUUUGAUAGCAGUUUACUUUGCGAAUAGCGGAAGCACACUGAUGCGCAUGCGUAGCGGAUGUACUAUCUCAGUUAACUACCGUAUUCGUUCUAAUUAACGAAAUAAAAUUAUAUGGUGAAUAAUACAUUUAACAUAUCUGCUUUAAUAAUAAACUAUUGAUAUAAA
Messenger RNA from Dreissena polymorpha, 6080 nucleotides. Its product is annotated as xaa-Pro aminopeptidase 3-like. The coding region runs from base 140 to 1564 and encodes 474 amino acids. The transcript is spliced from 7 exons. The record is from RefSeq and is a predicted model, not a curated record. NCBI's taxonomy places the organism in Eukaryota, Metazoa, Mollusca, Bivalvia, Myida, Dreissenidae. Gene Ontology annotation, molecular function: metalloaminopeptidase activity; manganese ion binding. Gene Ontology annotation, cellular component: mitochondrion.